This is a messenger RNA of Rubroshorea leprosula, 3742 nucleotides long. NCBI's taxonomy places the organism in Eukaryota, Viridiplantae, Streptophyta, Magnoliopsida, Malvales, Dipterocarpaceae. The record is from the annotation of a GenBank genome assembly.
GGCUUUCCCUCCCCAAUUUUAAACCACUGUCUUUCUGGAAGGAGAAAAAAGGGAAGGGACGAAGAAAAUUAGCCAAAGAAAGAUCGAAGCUUGGAUAACCCAAAAGCUCCAAGAUUACAGAAUCUGGAACUAACAUAGCGAAGAUGUUGAAGAUUUUUGGCCGAGGUAAGGAUACCUCCGAUUUGUCGCCGCAAUCCUUCUCUUAUUCUUCGUCUUCGUCGUCGUCGGCGACUCCGGUGACCGGUCCCGCGAGGCCGAUUCGUCUGAUCUAUUGCGACGAAAGUGGGAAGUUCCGGAUGGAUCCAGAAGCGGUUGCGACUCUACAACUCGUCAAGGAACCCAUUGGGAUCGUUUCCGUCUGUGGCCGUGCGCGGCAGGGCAAGAGCUUUAUUUUGAACCAGCUUCUUGGAAGGAGCAGUGGAUUUCAAGUUGCAUCAACUCAUCGACCUUGUACAAAAGGGCUUUGGUUGUGGAGUGCACCUAUAAAGAGAACUGCUCUUGAUGGAACUGAGUACAAUCUUUUACUUUUAGACAGUGAAGGAAUAGAUGCCUAUGAUCAAACGGGAACAUACAGCACUCAGAUAUUUUCCUUAGCUGUCCUCUUGUCUAGCAUGUUCAUUUACAACCAGAUGGGAGGUAUAGAUGAAGCAGCCCUAGAUCGUCUCUCUCUUGUCACUCAAAUGACAAAACAUAUUCGAGUGAAAGCUGGAGGGAGGACCACAGCUUCUGAACUUGGACAAUUCUCUCCAAUUUUUGUUUGGCUCCUUAGGGAUUUCUACUUGGAUUUAGUUGAGGACAAUAGGAAAAUUACCCCUCGUGACUACCUAGAGAUUGCUUUACGUCCAGUUCAAGGUAGUGGAAAAGAUAUAGCUGCAAAAAAUGAGAUCCGAGACUCAAUUAGAGCUCUAUUUCCUGAUAGAGAAUGCUUCACCCUUGUGAGACCUGUUAACAAUGAAAAGGAGCUGCAAAUGCUUGAGCAACUUCCGAUGGACAGAUUGAGAUCUGAGUUUAGAGCUGGGCUCGAUGCAUUGACCAAAUUUGUUUUUGAGAGAACAAGGCCAAAGCAGGUUGGGGCUACAGUAAUGACAGGUCCUGUUCUUGUUGGUAUCAUCCAGUCUUAUCUAGAUGCUCUUAAUAACGGUGCAGUUCCUACGAUAUCCUCCUCAUGGCAGAGUGUUGAAGAAACUGAGUGUCAAAGGGCAUACGAAUCUGCUUCAGAGACUUACAGGUCCACUUUUGACAGUAAAACGCCACCUGAAGAAGUUGCACUGAGAGAGGCUCAUGAAGAAGCAGUUAAAAAAUCACUGGCCAUAUACAAUGCUAUUGCUGUAGGGGUUGGUUCAGCCAGGAAGAAAUAUGAAGAGCGCCUUCAGAAAUUUUUCAGCAAGAGUUUUGAGGAUUAUAAAAGAAAUGCCUUUAUGGAGGCAGAUUUACAAUGUUCAAGUGCCAUACAGACUAUGGAGAAGAGGCUAAGAGCAGCUUGUCAUGCUUCUGAUGCAACCAUAGAUAAUGUUGUGAGGGUUCUUGAUGCUCUUCUGUCAGAGUAUGAAGCAUCAUGCCGUGGCCCAGUGAAGUGGCAGAAAUUGGCUUUGUUUUUACAAAGAAGUUUGGAAGGGCCAAUGCUAGACUUGACCAAGAGACUUAUAGAUCAGAUUGGAUCAGCGAAGAGUUCCCUGAUGUUGAAAUGCCGCUCAAUUGAGGAUAAGAUGAAGUUGCUCAACAAGCAACUGGAAGAUAGUGAGAAAUAUAAAUCUGAAUAUCUGAAGCGUUAUGAUGAUGCUAUCAAUGACAAGAAGAAAUUGGCAGAUGAAUAUACAAGCAGAAUAAAUAAUCUGCAGGGUGAUAACAGUUCACUGAAGGAGAGAUGUUCAAGUUUAAUGAAAGCCCUGGAUUCUGCCAAGCAAGAAGUGUCAGACUGGAGAAGGAAAUAUGAUCAGGUUUUGUCAAAACAGAAAGCAAAGGAGGACCAGGCCUCUUCAGAAAUUGAAGUUCUUAAGUCCAGGAGCACUGCUGCUGAAGCAAGGCUGGCUGCUGCUAAGGAGCAAGCUCAGUCUGCUCAAGAGGAGGCAGAGGAGUGGAAAAGGAAGUAUGAUUAUGCUGUCAGAGAAGCGAAAGCUGCUCUAGAGAAGGCAGCAACCGUGCAGGACCGUCGAGGUAAGGACACUCAGCUGAGGGAAGAUGCUCUAAGGAAGGAAUUUGCAGAUACCUUGGCUGAUAAGGAAGAGGAAAUAAAGGACAAAUCAGCGAAGAUUGAGUAUGCAGAGCAGUGUUUGACAACUCUGAAAUUAGAGUUAAAGGCUGCAGAGUCAAAAGUCAAGAGCUAUGAUACUGAGAUAUCAUCUCUGAAGCAUGAAAUCAAAGAGUUGGCUGAGAAGUUAGAACAUGCUAAUGACAAGGCCCAGUCAUUUGAGAGAGAUGCAAAGAUACUGGAGCAGGAGAAGAUUCAUUUGGAGCAGAAGUACCAAUCUGAGUUCAGAAGGUUUGAGGAACUUGAGGAAAGAUGUAAACAAGCUGAGAAAGAAGCAAAGAAAGCGAUUGAACUGGCUGAUAAAGCACGAGCAGAGUCAGUCACUGCUCAGAAAGAGAAGAGUGAGUUACAAAGGAUAGCAAUGGAAAGAUUGGCUCACAUUGAGAGGGCUGGGAGGCAAAUUGAGAACUUGGAGAGACAGAAAACAGACUUGGGGGAUGAGGUACACAGACUCCGUCUAUCAGAAAUGGAAGCUGUUUCUAAAGUGGCAUUAUUGGAGGCAAGAGUCGAGGAGAGAGAGAAAGAAAUAGAGUCGCUAUUGAAAAAGAACAAUGAACAGAGGGCCAGUACAGUUAAAGCCCUUCAAGAUCUUUUGGACUCUGAACGUGUGGCCCAUACUGAUGCAAAUGACAGGGCUGAAGCUCUAUCUUUUCAACUACAAGCUACACAGGCAAAACUUGAUGCACUCCAGCAAGAGUUGACAUCAGUUCGUCUAAAUGAAACAGCUUUAGAUAGUAAGCUCAAGACUGCUUCACAUGGGAAACGUUUAAGAGCAGAGGAGACUGACAUGGAUACAAGUGAUAAAAUUUUAAGAGUAAAUAAGAAAUCCAGAAGCACGACUAGUCCUCUCAUCUAUACUCAGCCUGAAGAUGGUGGAUCAGUGUUUAAAGGUGAUGAGGAUAACCAGAGUCAGCACAACAGUCAGGAGGACUAUACAAAAUUCACUGUCCAGAAACUUAAGCAGGAACUCACAAAACAUAAUUUUGGUGCCGAGCUGCUUGCAUUGAGGAAUCCUAAUAAAAGGGAAAUCCUUGCCCUUUAUGAGAAAUGUGUUCUCCAGAAGUCAUAACCGUUUUUCUUAAAUGACGUGUAUAGGGAAGGUGAAGUGAAUGUACCCUACUAGAAGGCUAGUGGAUAGAUUUAUUGGAAUAGAAGUUUUAAGUUCUUUCAGGAGUUGGAAAACCUAAAGAUAGAUUCUGUUGUUAAGUUUGCAGUACUUAAAAGCGCAGAAGGUCUCUUUCCUUUCCACUGAAGAAAAUCCUUAGGUCAAUUAAGAUUUCUGUGUUUCACCGAGUUUCCCCUUUCUUGUGUGGACAUUUCAAUAUGAAUUCGGUCUAGGUGGGCUUUGUAGAGAAAUGUGAAUGUUUUGAUUGUAAUUUUCACCCUGUUUUUCUGCUUGUACCUGCUUGAUCCUGUUAUCUUUGCCUGGGAUGGAUUUGGCGUGCCCUUGUUAAGCUUUAGAACCUUUUUCUAUAAGAAAAGUUUAUCCAUUAU